Messenger RNA from Hippoglossus stenolepis (Pacific halibut), 4798 nucleotides. It is a transcript of the gene snx29, whose product is annotated as sorting nexin 29. Lineage: Eukaryota; Metazoa; Chordata; Actinopteri; Pleuronectiformes; Pleuronectidae. The record is from RefSeq and is a predicted model, not a curated record. Bases 419 to 2932 code for a protein of 837 amino acids. The transcript is spliced from 21 exons. Gene Ontology annotation, molecular function: phosphatidylinositol binding.
UCAUGUGACCCUGACACAGCUCAGUGUCCGCUUCUCUGUGUUCCUCGGUGUUUCAGGCUCUAACCUGCGACCAGCUGGUGUGUGUGUGUGUUUCCGCAGCUCCUCACCUCACACACACCCACUGCCGGAUCUCAACCAUCAGCCUGUGUCACAGCCAUGAAGUUCACCGGCUCUCUGCUCUGUCUCCGGCUCCUUCAUCCCGCACCGUGACACACUCUUCCUCACCCGGCAGGCCUCUGCGCUCACCGAGGGAGAUCCGGUCCCACGCGCCGCGCCAGGGUGGGUGCAGCUCGGCCACGGCGGCAGCAUGGGCCCGGUCCGCGGCCGAGCCUGAGCUCCGAGCGACGUGAAGCGACUGAGGGAUGAACCACACGAGCUGUCUCCUGCAUGUCACCGGCACCACAGUCUGUCCGCCACGAUGAACGGCCCUCAGCAGAGUGAUACCAAGAGACAACACCUCCUGGAGAGGCUGCUGGAUGCUGUCAAACAGUGCCAAAUUCGCUUUGGAGGAAAGAAAGAGAUCGCCACCGACUCAGACAGCAGAGUGAUCUGUCUGUGCGCACAGUUUGAAGCGGUGCUGCAGCACGGCCUGAGGAAGAGCAGAGGUCUGGCCCUCACCGCCGCCGCACUCAAGCAGGCCGCGGGCUUCAGCAGCAAGGCCGAAGCAGAGUUGACUUUCUGGUUUUACGUGAAGGAGCACCUGAACCGCCAUGAGCUCCAGCGGUUCUACUCGCUGCGUCACAUUUCCUCCGAGCUGGGUCGGGGUCGUGCGUGGCUGCGCUGCGCCCUCAACGAGCACUCGCUGGAGCGCUACCUGCACACACUGCUGGCUGACCGCCCACGUCUGGGAACUUACUAUGAAGAUGGGGCUUUUAUUCUUGAUGAAGAGAGAGCAAGUAUGCUCCCCACCAUGGCUGCAGGCCUGAACUCCAUCCUGUUUGCCAUCAACAUCGACAACACCGACCUGAACGGCGGGUUGACGCGAGGCGCAGGCCCGUCGGUGUCCGACCUCCUCAAGGAGUCCACGCAGGGCAUCGGCAGCCUGUUGAAGGAGUCGACUCAGGGGGUGAGCAGCCUCCUGCGGGAGAUCAGCACAGCCACGGCCGUGGUGCCCGGAUUCACGGCCCGAGGGGAUGGAGCGUCGGACCCGCUACCUGUUCUUCCACGCAGCACCUCUGCUGAUUCAGGGCUGAGGAAGGAGCGCCGCAGGAAAAAGAAGAUCACCAACAUCAUUUCUUUUGAUGAUGAUCUGGAUGGAGGGGCGGAGGACGAGGAGGAGGGGGAGGAGGACUCCCAGAAAACGGGCACGAUAAGGAAGAGUCACACCGCUCUGGCUCAGAGCAGCUUGGAGGAAGGGAUAGACCCACUGGAGCCGGCCUUCUCCCAGUCGCCGGCACAGAACGGCCUGGAGGAGCCGGGGAUAGUCAACUGGGUUGGGUCCCCGCAUCCCUCUCGCACGCCUCCCGCAACUACGCCCCCUCUGCCCGACAGCAAGAGCAUCGACAACGAGGAGGAGGAGGAGGAGGAAGAAGAGGAGAUGUACAAACCCAGAGCACAACCUCAGGAGGAGGAGAGGAUCAGCUCUGAUCAGGUGGUGGUCGGGAGUCUGUCCAGUGUGUCCACGUGGAGCCCUCUACAGGUGAUGACAAACCACAGCAGCGCCGACAUCCUCAUCCCUCUGAACCCUGCGGACCGUCAGCCAGUGAGCUCUGUGGAAGACACGGCCGCAUUUCCUGCUCAGUGUGACUCAACAGGGCCGGUGGGAAACUGUGAGAGCAGCAGGUCCGAGCUAACGUUCAACAUGGAGUCAAGUCCACCGGCGCCGUCUGCUCCCAUCUCCAGCGUCCUGCAAACACCUGGUCUGCCGGAGUCCAUGACAGUGGUGGAGCUGCGUCAGGCCAUUGUAGCCAUGAUGAACAGGAAGGACGAGCUGGAGGAGCAAAACACGUCUCUUCGCUGUCUGCUGGACGGGGAGAUGGAGCACUCAGCCGGCCUGAGGCAGGAAACGGACAUGCUGAAGAGGAAGCUGGCAGAGCUGGAGGAGAGGCACACAGCCAAGGUCCAGGCACUGGCCAGGGAGAAUGAGGUCCUGAAGGUCCAGUUGAAGAAGUAUGUGGGGGCGGUACAGAUGCUGAAGAGAGAGGGGAACCAGGGCAACGACGCCCUGUCUAUAUUGCCGUCAAGCGAGGAGCAGACCCCUGUGCCACAGAAUAAGUCCAUGGGUGACAUCGAGGAGCUCGCUGCCAGCUAUGAACGCAAACUCAUAGAGGUGGCCGAGAUGCAUGGGGAGCUCAUAGAGUUUAAUGAGCGCCUGUACCGUUCCCUAAUGGCCAAAGACCAUCUCAUUGUCCAGAUGAGACAGGAACUAAUUGACCUGAGAGGACCGGUUCCAGGUGAUUUAAGCCAGACGUCAGAUGACCCCAGUUUGUCAGAUUUUGAAACGGCUCAUCGCGCUCUCAUCAACGUGUGGAUCCCCUCUGUGUUCCUGCAGGGCCGAGCCGCCAACGCCUACCACGUCUAUCAGGUGUACAUCCGCAUCCUAGACAACGAGUGGAAUGUGUACAGACGUUACACAGAGUUCAGGGAGCUCCACAGCCACCUGAGAAGCCAGUUUCCACAGGUGGAAACCUUCAACUUCCCACCGAAGAAAGCCAUAGGGAACAAGGAUGCCAAGUUCGUGGAGGAGAGAAGGAAGCAGCUGCAGGGUUACCUUCGCACGGUGAUGAACAAACUCAUCCAGACGCUGCCGGAGUUCACGGCCCGCCCCUCCAAAGAGACCCUGCUGUCUCUCCUGCCAUUCUGUCAAGACACACCCCAGGCAAACGACGGAGGAGCCAAGACGCCCCGGUCCAAAAAUUCCUCCCGUUUCCCCAGACUGGGCCGCAGCCGCAACCAGGAAACACGACCGGAGCCUCAGAGUGGAGACCUGUAACUUCAGAGUCUCGGAAGCAACACUCUGACUUUACAGGCAGGAGACGACAAUGUUCCAGUGUCUCUGGACUAUGAGGACAUAUAGGGAGCCUGGCGGACCUUCAAAGCCUUACAAAUAAAAAAAAUAAAAAAAAACGCUCAGUUCAGGAGGAGGCGCUCACACCGCCUCCUUUCUAGAUGAACACAUACAUGUUUCUGAGCAUUGCCCGGCUGGGUAAAGGAGAAAAGACUCCCCUGAGGCUGCCUAUCAGUGGAUCCAAUCAUACAGCACCUCUUACCUCAUGGAGAGACCCUCAGACUCUCUGUAAACUGCACACGGACUCACCUGGACUGCUCUCUUAUCUCCAACACAAUGAGGUGAUGGGGACGUGUAUUCUUUAUUUUAUUUUUUUUACUCUGCUCAGUUUUGUAGUGGUCAUGGUCACAGUGCCUACAGUGUUUUGUAGCUGCUUUCCUGCUCUGAGGGAAGGACGCAGAGGGGAAGUGGGACGAAGUAUUCUCAAGGUGAAAGUUGUUUUUCAGCUAACGUAUCAACAUGUUGGUGCCAUUACAUUCUAGACGAGGUUUAUUCACACCUCCACUAUUGGGUGGAGCACUCCUUCGUGGACAAUUCCUUUUUUCUUACUUCUAUUAUAUUACUAUUACAACUAUAACAGAUAGUCUGAAGGAGGUGCAUAUCUUACAUCUCUUGAUGUCAUCAUAAAUGCAGUAAUUAUCAAAAUAAAGUAUUUAAAAUUUUAAAUUCCACUACAUGAUCAGGGUUAAAUCCCUCUCAAAAAACCAUAAUCACUUUGGGACAGUUUGAAAAUCAUUGUGGUUGGAAAGUCAGAAUAUGUUUUGCUUUUUGAAAAUUAAGACCCUGUGCAUUAUAUCAAUAUUUUCUUCGUACCCGGACCUUGACCUAGAAAAUAAAUAAUGAUAUUGAGUUGGAACAGCUCAACGUAAAUAGAUAAAAGAGGCAAAUGAUAAAUAAUUCAUGUUGUGUAAUCCAGUUCAAGCAUCAAUAUGUUGGUGGAAAAGUUAUGGCUAUCAUAACAGAAUUAUAAAGACACUUUGUCAGAAUGAAGAUCUACUUAACCAUGGCCAAACUUUACUUGCAAUACCGGCACAUAAAAGAUUUUUUAAAUUAAUUUCUGCACGGUCUCUAAUUAAUAUAAAGAAGCAUAAAUUCUUGCCGUUUUCCUCUCACAAAUAUCUCUCCUCACAUCCGCGUCUUAGAUCAAUUUCCAAUCCCUGCUGUGAUGUAUCUGAUGAGUUCAUGUCAAAGAGUGAUUAGAUUAGAAAGGAAGGGGAACACUUUCGUACCAUUAAAUAUAGAUGGAUGGGUGAGCCGAGUUUCCGCGGGUCAUCACAGGUCGACUGGCUGCACUGCAAAAAAUCCAGUGUUUAAAGAUUGUUUACCUAAUGUGUCUUAGCAGGACUUAAUGCCGCAUUAUGUUGCAAAUGAAUGUUUUAACGAUGACUAAACACUUGAAGAAAAGCUGCUUGUUGGAGUGCAAGCAGAGGGCUGCUGAGCAUCAAGUGUAUGUAGAACAGAAGCUCAUGCAUAUGUAUGGAUUACCCAAGAGUAGUCGGAGACUAUGUUCAACUGAGGAGCGAUUGUGUUCGAAGGUUUUCGGAAAACUUGAAUCAAAGGGUAGGUUCGCAAAAUGGUAAACACUGUUCACUGUCGAUGAGGGGAGGUGCACAAACAAGGCUUGUGGGUUUUAAUUAAGUUGUUAUUCUGACACAGAAAUGACCCGCACAACAAUCCAACUACUGGGAAAACCAUCACAAGGAUACUGUGGAAUAAAUGUUUUUAUCCGAGAGAUUCUGUCUGUGGAUAAUGUGACGAGCUGUCCAAUAAAGUCAUCAACAUGGGAAAUCA